Pseudophryne corroboree (corroboree frog) is the source of this 4621-nucleotide messenger RNA. It is a transcript of the gene ATOH8, whose product is annotated as atonal bHLH transcription factor 8. The record is from RefSeq and is a predicted model, not a curated record. Gene Ontology annotation, molecular function: E-box binding; protein dimerization activity; DNA-binding transcription factor activity, RNA polymerase II-specific. Gene Ontology annotation, cellular component: nucleus. Gene Ontology annotation, biological process: axon development; sensory organ development; positive regulation of transcription by RNA polymerase II. The transcript has 3 exons. NCBI's taxonomy places the organism in Eukaryota, Metazoa, Chordata, Amphibia, Anura, Myobatrachidae. The coding region runs from base 335 to 1006 and encodes 223 amino acids.
GGGAGAAGCAGGGCAGGAGACAGGGUGGGUGGGCAGCGGUGUCGCCCGGUGCAGCAGCUGUUUGGGCAGCAGAGGAGGAGGAGGAGGGUAACGCCGGCUCCUGCCCUGUGUGGCACCGGCGGCGGCGGCUGGAGGAGACUGGGCUGUGUGUGUGCGGCAGGACAGGAGUAGUCUCCCUGCAGCCGGCGGCUGGCUGACUGAUCUCACUAACAGGGGCUUCUGUGUAAGCUGAGGCUAAACAAACACAGAUGGGGCUCAGUGUGCACUCAGCAAUGCUCAGCCAGCAGCAGCAGCACUGACACUCUGACCAUCACACAGCAGCAGCACACAGGACAUGAGGAGUCCCCAGGUGCUGGAGGGGCCCCACUGGAAGGGCCACUGCAUCCCGGGCAUCCCUGCUGUCGGCAUCAGGAAGAGGAAGAGCAGGGAGGGCAUCCAGCAAACUUUCACAGUGGACCUGAAAGUGGAAGCUAGGGGCAAGGGGGCUGAGCAGGAGCAGGCUCCGGGAGCCGGGCUGAUGGAGGAUGCCCUGGACUUGAGGAGCGGCAGCCUGGCGGGGAAGACGGGGUUACUGCCCUAUGUGGGGGAGCAGAGGACUGUGCUGUGCCAGAGACCCCCGGACACUUCCUACUUGUCAGUCUCACAAGUGACAGAUCCCUGUGCAUCGCCCAUGAGACGGCUGGGGGAGACUGCUGGCGUCUCAACUGAGAUCAAAGCCAUUCAGCAGACCAGGAGACUGCUGGCCAAUGCCAGGGAGAGGUCCCGGGUGCACACCAUCAGCGCAGCCUUCGAGGCUCUCAGGAAGCAGGUGCCGUGCUAUUCCUACGGACAGAAGCUCUCUAAACUGGCCAUCUUGAGAAUAGCUUGUAACUAUAUCCUCUCUCUGGCCAGACUGGCUGACCUUGACUACACUGCUGAUCAUAGUAACUUGAGUUUCUCUGAGUGCGUAGAGCAAUGUACUAGGACAUUACAGUCAGAAGGAAGGUCGAAAAAAAGGAAGGAGUAAUAAUGUGGUAACGUCUGGCCUCGCAAAGACCCUUCCAAGGAGGUUUCCCUCUUACUGGCAAAAGUUGGAUGGUAAAUCCUGAAGACAGAUUCUGGCAGAGACUAUUUGAAAAGACAUCUGGACGUAGAUCUUUCUAACACAGACUGAGAGAGAAAAAACUGCUUUUUCAGCUUUUUAGAGUGUUGAAUUUAUUUACCAGUGCCUCCUCUGUUGGACUGGGAUAUUUUCAUGUCACUUCAUUGCACAGACAGAUUUAUUUUCUUGCUCUUGUGCCAAAGAUUUAGACAAGCUUUGUGUCAUUUUAUUGUCUUAAUUCAUGAUGUUUCCUUUGGUCUGUGGAAGCCAAGAGUCUCUGCCGCAACUCCACGGAAUAUCGUAUUUAUUGCAACCCGAUAUGGCGGAACGUAUUUAAAGGUCCCUCGAUGUUUCAUUUCAAAGUGGCUUCCAACAGACUUUGCUAAAGAUGUCUUCCAUGUCCUACCAUGGUUUUCGUCUCAUGUCAUGAAUUGACCCCAGGCUGGGGAAGUGACAUUGGGUAAACUCCAUAGAAAAAUCUACACCCCCCUCUGUAUCAAUGGGAAACUGAAAUGUGACUUUAUGUAUUUUAUUGGAGAUAUUAUGUUCUUCGUUGGUGUUGCCAAUGGAUUGCGCUAAUAACUGCUGUUGUAUAAAGGCAUUUUGUCUUGUGCCAUGUCCGAUAGAUCUCACACAAUAGAUAACCCACAUUUCACUUGUUGACAACUUCACAACAUGAUUAAUGGUUUUUCUGUGGUUAAAGCCCCACUGAAGAAUGCUAAAAAUGGCUCUUCCUAUUAACAGUAGCGGCCAUAUUGCAGUCUCAUAACAGCCAAUUCCAGGCAGAAGUACCAUUUCAAGUAUCAAGAAUCAUUCCAGUACGUUCUGGUACUUCUAGGAAUGAUUUGUAGUUCAGCAAAAUCAUUUUUAUUCAGUGACAUUACCCUUUGAAAACAACUAAAGCUGUAAAUGAAUUGGGGUAUACGGAAACAUUAAGCUCUGGAGUAUCAUUAAUACCUUGGAGAGAAGUGGUCACUGCCUCCUACAGAGUGUAAGCUACUACCGUGCCAUGAUCCAUGUAGAAGAUACUAGAACUCAUACUGAGGAAUACAUCACCAUAGGUGAAAAUAAAGCUAUAGAAAGCACAGUAGGUCCUCACCUAAUCAUCGGAGCUUGUCAUAUCAUCAGUCCCCAGUUUCCAGCUAUAUGAGGUUGGUGAGAAAGUCUUAGGGGGACGGUUCUCCUGGCAAGUGGGUACGGUACUCCUGGCAUAUCACAGGCAGGCAACUGCUACUAGAGAACCGGCAAUUGAUAGUAUGGACGUCAUAAUCGCAUCUGCAAGGUGUACUGUUCGGUACGGGUGAGGGAUACUUGGUGGACAUGCGUUGUGUUGACAUCGUUACUACAUCCCGAGUCAUAAUCCAUUUUAGAAUGAAAUUAUCCUCCUUGACAGUCAGCCCAAGCAUUAGAUAGUCCACGUACCCACAUACAAUAAUAACUACACCAAAACCUUUAAAGGGGUACAAACUAAGCAGAGCUGUCACCUAUAAGUUCUUGGUAGCUGAAUGUUACAAGGAGGCUAAAUGUGCCCAACAAAGCAACGUAAUCUUGGUACAAUACAGACGCGUACUGUCCUAGUCUCCAUUUGUUACAUAGAUCAUACAUCAUGCCAAGUAGAGGCGUCCUGUUGAUCUAUGGCAUCGGAGAGGUCUCAGAUGCUUUGUCUUUCUUCCUGUAAUGGUAGAUAGACAUGUUUAGGUCUGCCCUACCAAUAGACAAACCCAGGUGGUUACCUGGGGCACCUAAUACACUGAAUGUGUGACACAAUGGGGCCAAUUUACUAAGAUGGGAGAUCAGAUCCCACUUCUCAUUUAUCUAGCACAUUCUAGAAGAUAAUACCUGGAAUCGGAUUGGUUGCUAUGGGCAACAUCCCAUCUUUAAUAAAACUCCCAUCUUAGUAAAUUUACCCCAAUGACUAUUAACCAGUGUGCUCCUCCAUGCCAGUGUUACACUGCCAGGAUGGCACUUGGCUAUUAUGUCACUGCCCAGUGCCACACUCCCAGUAUCAGAGGCCGAGGAUGACGCACUCACUUCACACCAGCCAGGGCAAGGUGCAGUGGGGGUGGGGACACAGAGCUCAAGGGGAAGGGCGAGAAGGGACACCUCAUUGUAGUUGUUCCUCCAGGGCUUGCACCGGUCCUGUGAAUUAGAGCUAUUUACUAAUAUAGUAACCCUUACAGACCAAUCAGAAAUGAGCCUGGCCAGUUCAUCGCAAGUGCAACAGUGACGCAUUGGGUGCUAUUGAUAAUUAAAUUUUUGCUAGUGAAUACCCCCAACCCUCAUCUCCACACGGUGGGCCUGACUCAGCCUGAAAAACAUAUUCAGAGUCUUCUGCAGCUGCACUGCCCCGAUACAUCGGAUCAUAACAGCUGCCUUCACCACGCAGCAAGAGAUAGGUCUGUAAUCGCUGAAUCUUUUCGUACACUCUCCUUUGACUGAGUUGUCAUUCCAUCUGCAUGCCCACAAAUCAGCCACGGCAAACUAAUGCUAAGUGCGAUGGUGCCAGUACCGCCCUGUCGCACUCUGAAUCAGGCCUGGUAUAUUCAUUUAUGUGUAUAUCUGAAUGGAAAUAAUAUGCAGUACUCCGUCUACUUCUAGCCCUGGACAUGCCGACGUUCAGUCACAUUCAUGGGAGGAACGACUCUAUGGGAAAUGACAGCAGAAGAAAUGUUACUGGAGUUUGGUGGGUAUGAGAUGUACAGUACACCGUGUAUGUAGGUUCUCUGCCUUGCUCCUCUUCCCCGGGCUGCACAGAACUAGGUUACAUGGAUUAAACCAUAACAAGUUCUGCUGAAUUGUACUCACUGUUGCAUACGUUGGAAUAUAUGACUCCAAAAAAUUCAAAGAGAAUGUUUAUGCAGAUUUCAGCUUCUUAGCCGGUAAGUUAAGCUUGUGUUCACAAUACAGGUUAGGCACUUUUUUAGAACAGUAAAGUGUUUUUUAAUGACAUUGCUGAAAUUUUUCUGUAGAGCUGUUACGGAGAUGAUCACCAGCGGGGAUAAACUAUAACCCAAAUGAAGGAAUCUGAUGAUAGUAACUCCGCCAUUCCUGUGAUAUUUCCUAGGAUCUGGUCAGAGGGGGCGGGCGGAGUUUGGAAUUCAAGAGUUCUGACACCUUAUUAUUUUGUUGUAUCUAGAGCCGUGAGUGGUUAGCUGACCAGUUGUCCAAUCACAGCUCUCGACACAAGUGGUAGAGCACAAGAAUUCGGAAUUCCGCUGCAGCAGAGAUACAGACUGUUAAUCCACUAGGGGUGACUCUCACAGAGAGUGGUAUUGCUGGAUGCCUACGGUUCUGUUACUUGCGGGAGGGAGGCGGGUGCAGUAGAAUAGUUUUAGUUCUGAGCGGAGUUCUUAGUUGACAGUGCCAUCUUUGUCAUUAUAAGCCACGUAAACUACACAGAAAUGAAUUGUAAGUCAUCUGUUGUGCAUGAUAUGUCACCUGGCCAAGAUCCUUAAGUUCUGUUAUGUGAUGAAUGACAAUAAUACCAUCAGUUACUGUAGAAGCAACUUUACAAAAAUAAAAAUCAAUAAUUUAGCAGAA